Molecule: messenger RNA, 2840 nt
Organism: Folsomia candida
Lineage: Eukaryota; Metazoa; Arthropoda; Collembola; Entomobryomorpha; Isotomidae
Exons: 4
Coding region: 168-2657 (829 amino acids)
Source: RefSeq, a predicted model, not a curated record
UUUCAAAUUUGUUUCAAAAAUUAAUUCAUAUAUUUAAAAUUCUUGCAUUUUUUUGUAAAAUCGGAUUUUUUCUUAAAAAUUUUCAACAGAGGUGGAAAAGAACAUGAAAAUAUAGAAGAAAAAACAGGAAAAUUUUCCAAGGGGUCAACGACACCGUAGCGAACAUUAUGCAUCUCUUUUCCAAUGUUUUUCUCGGUCAUCGCCAGAUUUAUUUGAUUUUUGACAUACUACUUCUCGGAAAUUUACUUUCUCAAUUAAAGUUUCUUAAAAAAAAUUGGUACAAAAUGGAAGUGCGCCACGAACUUUCUCGUAUUCACAAGAACCAACUCCGCGCAACUCUUCUCGGUGCGUCGACGUCCCAUCAAGGUCAAGGAGGCCACCCGUCGGGAACAGAAUGCCCGUCAUCAUCGUCAUGUCCCGUCGCGACAACGUCAACGUCAACUUCCGGUCCAGCAGUGACGGCGCUGCCGAUUUACCACUUGGAAGAAAUCUCUGACCCGUCGAAAGGUUAUCGAGUUUCCCAUCCGGACAUGGAGCUCUUCAAGAGGCAGAAGUUAGGUUAUCUUUUCACCGACGGGGAGGAAAAUCUUGUCGACUUGCAGCAAGGGCUGGAAAACGGAAGGCAAGUCCCUGUCCCAGACGUCGUGGAGAUUAGUGACGAACGUUACGACAAACUUUAUCCUGUCAUUGAUUGUCCCAUCUUCAUCAGUCAGACGGAUCACGCAUUCGGAUCCGGAUCAUCCACCGAGACGACGGAAUUAGGUACAGAAUCACCGCCUCCCUACUAUUUGAAUGAGUCAAUGUUGUGCUCCUCUUUCGGCGAAGGAUGUGACACGGAUUACGACCUUGAUGAAGAAGAUGCAGAAUUUCUAGUCGAAAAGAGACGAGUAGAUCCAACCUUCACCGUCACGGAGAGUAUGUUUGAAGGACUAAUUUCCUACUUUCUCGCCCACAAUUUGUCCUCCAAGUCGGAUUUCGAUCAACUCCUCAUCACAUUAGAUGAAGCUCUGGCCGCGGCUGAGGAACCGCCACCGCCGCCACCACCGAUUCCUGUUCCGUCAUCAAACGCGUCGUCUUCUCCCCGGUCACCAAAGCCAGAAAAAAAGAAACUAGGUCCAGACCCCAAACCCCCACCACUUUUUCCGAUCAGUGUCCCCUCUCGGUCCCAACUUUGCUCGGUGAUGGAGUAUUUUUUGGAAAAAAGCGAAAAAAUCCCAUCCUCGCUGGCCUGGCAGCCGGUUCACAUUCCGGAGAAAAAAUCGAGAGCAUCACCAGUUCGAAAACCAAGGAAGAAAUCAACAACAUCAUCAGCGUCACCUGGCUCGCCACGACCCUUCGCGUAUAAAAUAUUUCGUCCCCCGAUUCCCAAAGUGGAGCCGAAAGUGUUGCGUUCUUCAAAAAAUUUAGACUGGAAUUUCGCCUCGGUGAGGCGACUGAAAAAGAAAGCGAGCGUGGUCUGCAAUUUCGCCACAUAUUUCAAGAGCGUGAUGCAACUCCAAGUCGCGAGGGGGUUAGAGCAGAGGAAAUUUAUUGCGGACAAGUUGGCGGAGUUUGAGAUGAAGAUAGCGGCGGAGAAUGGGGAGGGUGGCGACAACGUGGAGAAAGGUGGCGACAACAUGGGGAAGGGUGGUGUCGAAAUUCCUACCGGCGACGACGUGGUGGGUGGCGAGGAGCAUGUCGAAGUUCAUGGCGGCGACGGCGACCCGAACGAGAUUCAAAUGAAUAGGAGGUCGUCUUCUGCUGCUUCUGAGGCUACUACUCUGAGCGGAAGUGACUAUUCAGAUGCCACGACGGUGGAAAUGACGACGGAAGAAAGCUGCUCGGAUGGGGAGUGUCCAACCACCGUGAGCGGAAGUGAAUGCUCAGACUUUAUGGAAAUUACGACGCCAGAAACGGACGACGCGACGAAAACAGAAGAAGAAGCCUUGGACGAUUCUGUAGAGUUGGUGGAUCCGGCUGGAAAUAAAUUAAGUCCUGCCACGUCCAUUUCCCUCUUUGCAAAAAUGACAGGAAAUGAUGUCCUCUUUGUCGGCGAGGUGAAUAACGAGAACAAUCCACCCGCCGUGAAGAAACGUGGUCAUAAAUCCUUCCCAUCUUCCAUUUCCUCUCGCCCAAAAUCUGAGAAGAACGUUGCCAGCAAGGUGUCGUCUCCCCGAUAUCCGAAACGAACCCGGUUAUCCGAUCAGGGACAAGAAACGUUGCGAUGUUCGCCACCUCCUGGACCGGAUCACACGUACUGCGCUCCAAUCUCACCCAGUCACAUGUCAAUGUCGGAGGAUUGUGAGGACACGAAUUCGAUGCAGGACAUACCCCCACCACCACCACAGGAGGACGGAGAGAUGUGGGACGUCUUGGCACAACUUGACCUCGGUGGGGAAGAGGGGGUGCAGGGAGAAGGCAAGAAAUUAGAGCCAUCUUUCCCCAUAAAGUGGGUUAAAGAAAUCAUGUCAGAAAUUUUAAAUGAAGAUGGAGGAGGAGGAGAAGGAGGCGAAGAAGAUUCUCAGGUCUCAGAAAGCCAGGAAUACUUUCGACAUGUGUACGUCGUACAUCCAGAGAAUUCGGGACAGGUUGGAGGACAAGAUUCCGCUACGAAUCCAGUACAAAAUUCCCACGCCACGAGUCCACAAAAUUUCCAGGAUAUGAAUCCUCCUCGUUGAUGAACUAGCCUUUAGUCAACCUUCUCUGCAUGAAUCUCAAUUUUUUACAGAAACUUAUGUCUAUUUUUAUACAAUGUUUACAGAAUAUUUAUUUGAAAAACUAUACGUGCUAUCAAUCAGUAUUAUGUAAUAAUGAAAAAAGUGCAAAAUGAAUGGAAAUAAUGUGCAUCAUUUUAUCAGAAA